CCGAAUCGCGGAUGUUGCACACGUAUUUUUUCGAUAGCAAUUCGAUUGGCGGCGGCCAAUUUUAUUUUCAUUUUCAACCACAACCUUGCCACGGGUUACGCGCUCACGCACCGUCCGCAUAGCCUGGCAGUUAGUAACUUCCAGUUACUAACUCGCGGCCCGCGGCUCACGGCUCACGGCUCACUUACCGCUCCUCUUCGCUGUCAUCGACUGAUUAGCCUGUAGUUUUAUCAACAAUGUCCUCGAGAACUCUGCUUAGAAAUGUCGUGCGGAUCGGGCACAAUCAGCAACAGUUGUUCAUCAACUGCUACAUCAACCGCAUCACAGGACACAACCAGUGCCUCGCCAUGUCCACAACAGGAAGGAAUCCAGUAACCAAAAAAGAGGAAGCAAGAAGAUUUAUGGUAGACUGUUUUAAGGCAGUUGGUACUCCUCAAGACCAUGCAGAAAUUGUAGCUGACAAUCUGGUAGAAGCUGACUACAGGGGACACUACAGCCAUGGAAUGAACAGAUUAGAAAUGUACAUAAACGACAUACAAGCGAAACAAUGUGACCCAUGUGCUAAGCCAACAAUAAUCAAGGAAACCGUGGCGACUGCCCUUUGCGACGGCAACAACGGUUUGGGGGCUGUCAUUGGAAAAAUGUGCAUGGAAAUAGCAAUAAACAAAGCAAAGACCGCGGGAAUUGGAAUGGUGGUGACCAAAGGUUCAAACCACUACGGCAUUGCCGGAAUAUACGCACUGCAGGCGAUAAAAGAGGGCCUCCUUGGCAUGAGCUUUACCAACACUUCACCGUUUAUGGCCCCCACAAGAGCCAAGGAAGCGGCCCUCGGAACGAACCCUCUUAGUCUUGGGGCACCGGCUCAAAACGGCGACAGUUUCGUGCUAGACAUGGCUACAACGGCCGUGGCUGUCGGAAAGAUUGAAUUGGCAAGGAGGAAGGGGGCUCCUCUGCCGCCCGGAUGGGCCGUCAACGAACAAGGAAAAAUCGAAACCGACGCCGAAAUCGCCUACGGUGCCAAAAGGCUGAUGCCCGUUGGUGGAGCGGAGGAGACGUCAGGAUACAAAGGUUACGGACUUGGAUGUCUGGUUGAAAUAUUCUGUGGUAUCUUAUCCGGAUCAAACUUCGGCCCGUACAUACGAGCGUGGGGUAGUGUCGGCGAAAAAGCCAACUUGGGGCAAUGUUUCAUCGCCAUCAACCCCAAGAUGUUCGCUGACGGCUUCGAGGACCGUAUGAGUGGAUUAAUGAAUCAUCUCAGAUGUAUGGAACCAGCUGAUCCAAGCAAACCUGUACUCGUGGCGGGAGAUCCGGAACGAGCUGCCAUGGAGCGGGCUAAGCGGGAAGGUGGAUUGGUGUAUGUGAAAAAUCAACAUGACACAAAUCUGAAGCUUGCACAAAGAUUAUCUGUUAAACCUAUGGAAUCCGCCUAAAUAUUGUUAUUGUUAUAUACUUUUUCAUAAAAUUUAUUUUAUUAAUAAAAUGUUAUUUGUU
Aethina tumida (small hive beetle) is the source of this 1491-nucleotide messenger RNA. RefSeq lists its product as uncharacterized. Lineage: Eukaryota; Metazoa; Arthropoda; Insecta; Coleoptera; Nitidulidae. Bases 237 to 1430 code for a protein of 397 amino acids. The record is from RefSeq and is a predicted model, not a curated record. The transcript has 8 exons. Gene Ontology annotation, molecular function: oxidoreductase activity.